Pygocentrus nattereri (red-bellied piranha) is the source of this 1448-nucleotide messenger RNA. RefSeq names its product transmembrane protein 272-like. The transcript has 5 exons. NCBI's taxonomy places the organism in Eukaryota, Metazoa, Chordata, Actinopteri, Characiformes, Serrasalmidae. Bases 436 to 936 code for a protein of 166 amino acids. The record is from RefSeq and is a predicted model, not a curated record.
GUGAUAUGUGUAUUGGGUCUGUAGCUUAUAUCAUUCCAAAGUUGUGAUGAAAGGAGUCAGCCAUGCGUUGAUUUCAGGAGAAACACCGGUUAAGCAAAUGUCUACAAAUUUUUGGACAUAGUGUAGCAGUGGAAUGAGAGACCUCUGAACACUCAACCCAACUGCUUACAGGAUCUCUCCAUGUGGCCUAGAGGAGAUCUGAAUAAACAAUGACAGCAAGGUUAAAUUUUUACCUGUGCUAAAAAAACAAAAACAAAAAAAACCUGUUCAUCUUGCAAAGCAACUUGCCUACAAAAAAUGCACGUCAGAACAGCAGCCACAAGACUUCUUCAGUCAUAAGUUCAGCGUAGUCUAACUUGUGGCAAGACAGGUGACACCGAGCCGCUCUGGAUCAAUCUGACAAAAAUAACCUCUGGUGAAUGAAUACAGCUCAGCAUGGACACAGCAGACGUGUGGCAUCAAAUAGGUGCAGUCCAAACAAUGAACACAUCAUGCUUUUCAUUCUCCAAAAUGAUUAUGAUGGCUUUAUCCAUUGCUCAGAUUGCCAUGGGUGCAGUGUAUCUCCAGGAGUGUCCCAAGCAACACUACAUCCCUAUAUACUUACUGGUUUGUGGGGUGUUUAGUACAAUCCUAACCUUGCUCUCCUGCCUGCCCUGUAACAAAUACCAAGGAAUGAAUUUGUGCUGCUAUGUGUGGAAUGGCCUGGUGUCUGCCUUCAUGUUCUGUUGGUUCAUCAGUGGCAGUAUGUGGAUCUACUCCAUCUACCCUCCUAACUACAAUUCAACUGUUUUGGGAGAGCCCUACUGCAACAAGAGUCUCUACUUGUUUGCUUUCUGGACCACCACACUGACAUAUAUAUUCUUAGCAGGACUGUUGUUGGCUGCUUGCUGUGUACUCAUUUGUACGUGUUUGUACAGAGGAGCUACCCAUGCCUGAUGUUUUCAUUCUCAGUCAAAUUCUCUUUUCUCCUUGUAAAUGUAUGAAAAUCUGUCAUCAGUGACCACCCAACAUGUAAAAAUGAUAGGAAACUUAAUACUGGGUAACACUGUAUUUUGAGUGGUCCUUCCUUUGUAGAUGGUUAAUAUACUCUUCAUAGAGUAUCAGUAACAUCAACAACAUAUCAGUGUAGCAGCAGUAGUGCAGCUGAACACACUGAGGUAAAUAAUCAGAAGUUCUGUUGAUACAUUACUCACAUUAAGAGCAUGAGUUAUUUAUAAGUUACAUAAAAGUAGACAAUGUUAUUUCCAUUAAGCAUAUGUUACACCCCCGUGGUGUGCGGGAUGGGACAUAACAGUUAUGCGACCCUGGGGUUAGCAGGGCCUAGAUAGAAUCUGGGUAACAGGAUACAGAAGACACGAUGAGACAGUGUGUUCAGCUUGAGCUCUCAGAUUCAUCUCUUUUUCUUUUUAUUCAACAACAUACAAAACUAAAUAAUCUCUUCUCAACAA